UCAGCAGUUCCAUUUCAAACCGUGUCUCAGUCGCUUCGGAUUUUGUCUGUCAAAAGUUGAUCCAGAUCGUGUGGCUACCCAUCAUCUUCAAAGGAGAAGAAAAAAAGGCAUUGUGCAGAAUUUCAACCCAUUCCCCAUCGAGGAUUCCAGUGUUGGCAAUCGUGAGAGGGAUUGGAAGUGGCUUGUCCUUGCCUUCCUGCAGACGGUCGUGUUGUGUGGACAGUUCUAAAUAUCCUAACGGUGCACCGGAGCUUUCGAAACUUCCGGCCCUUUCAACUCACCCCAAUAAAAUUCGAUCCACCGCGAGUGAUUCGUCGUCGUGUAGUGUGUGUGAUUUUUAUGGGACGGCCGCAAACGCCUUGUUCGAGUUCCGGAUUUCUGUGGUUGGCUGCUGCUGCUUCUGCUUCUGCAUGCAAGUUGGAACAUUAACCCGACAGCUCGUAAGCUCGUGUCAACCAAAGACAACGAAUGCAGUCCGAAUGUACGUAGUGAUUGGCAGGAUCAAGAGUGAUACACUGUGUCUGUAAAACGUGUCGUUUACCAACCAGAAUCGUUCCACUUCGGGACGAAUGAAAACGCCGGAAACGUGUAUAUUCUGGUAACUUUCCACGAGAACUGGUAGCCCAUUAUUAGCUCCUUCAAACACUUUCGAGAGCUCUCGGCUGCUUGAAUCAAGAAAACCAAAAGAUCUGAUUUCAUCUUAUCCCGGAUAAGCCAAGUGACGCCUGGCUGUGGACGUGCCCCUGGAACCCGGUUGUCCCAUCUUCCAGCAUUGUGUUCUUGCCUGUCUGCUAACCACCACACGGUUAGAGAGUGGGAUAUCUUAAAGGAAAAUAAAAGAGGCAGCUCGUGUAAAUCAUAACAGCGAUCGGUCGCGUUCGUUCGCGUUUGAGGGUGUGCGCGUGUGUGUCCGCGACUGUGCCUGGUUGCGCGUGUCCGUCCGUCCGCUGAUCGUGUUCAGCUCAGCUUUUAGCUUCUUUCUAUCCGCGCACCGCUAAUUUGCCGGCCUAGGUCUUUUUUCUGCAGCUAAAGGCCUUCUCCUCCCCCUCCGGGUAUUAUUGCUAAUUCCAGUGAUAUAGGCUUCCUUUUGGCGGACGAAGAUCGGGGAUAGAAUUGGAAUAUAUUCGCCACUUUAGUCCAGCGAAGCUUGUUUGCGUGUGAGUUGGUACGAAUUAGUACGUGGGUCAGUGGAUUUGAUUUCUGAAUUCCGUAUUCCAAUCACACAUAUCAUCUACUCGGUGUUGUGUAUCAGCAGUUAGUGGUGGGCUUGUGUUGAGUUAGAAUUUUUUUUCGGUAAAUUGAUACAGCCGCUUCUCGUCGAUCGAGUGCUCUAAAUGGAAGAGUGCUGCUUGAAAUCAGGAGUUCAAUUAGGAUACUAAUUAAAAUAUCCCGGACGCCGGUUCGGCUUCUGUGGCCACUUCCUCCGCUCGUGUGGGACCAAGGGGGGCACGCCAGCCGGUGGAGGAGGUGGAGGUGGUGGUCCAAGGCUUCGGCGGAGGCGGAGGAGGCGGGUGGUUCGGGGUACAGGGUCGUCCAUUAAGCGGAGGGGCAGCAGAAGACAGGGGGUUCGCGGCAGGGCAGCAGGGCGCCCAAAUUCGGAUUGCGGUCCGACUGAACUUCAUCCCCCAGGAGCCGCCCAUUCUGCCAUGCCGGGUAGCCGUUCCAGCCAAAACGAAACCGAGCACAACAAGUCCCCUAGAGAGAGCGGUGAGGAUUCGGAGGAUGAAAGUGAAAUUCUAGAGGAAAGUCCGUGCGGAAGAUGGCUAAAACGGAAGGAAGAGGUCGAGCAACGCGAUGUCCCCGGCAUCGAUUGUGCACAUUUGGCGAUGGACACCGAGGAAGGUGUCGAAGUUGUCUGGAACGAGGUGCAGUUUUCCGAGAGGAAGAAUUUCAAAUCUCAAGAAGAAAAAAUACAACUAGUAUUCGAAAACCUAACACAGUUAGAGCAUCCAAAUAUAGUCAAAUUUCAUCGUUAUUGGACGGAUACGCAUAACGAUAAGCCUAGGGUAAUAUUUAUAACGGAAUAUAUGUCCUCUGGUUCCCUGAAGUAUUUUCUCAAACGAACUAAGAAGAACGUUAAGAAACUUCCACUGCAAGCAUGGAAGCGGUGGUGUACUCAAAUUUUAUCAGCACUUAGUUAUUUGCAUUCCUGUUCGCCGCCAGUAAUUCACGGCAACUUAACCUGUGAUACAAUAUUUAUUCAACAUAAUGGUCUAGUUAAAAUUGGUAGUGUAGCUCCAGAUGCCAUUCAUCAUCAUGUAAAAACAUGUAGGGAAAAUAUGAAAAAUAUGCAUUUUUUACCGCCAGAAUAUGGAUCAGCCGCAUCGACGACCGCCAUCGAUAUCUACUCGUUUGGCAUCUGUGCGCUGGAGAUGGCCGCACUGGAGAUCCAAGGGAACGGAGAUUCGGGUACGCUAGUCACAGAUGAGCAAAUCAAACGCACUGUCGAGAGUCUUGAGGAUGCCCAGCAGAAAGACUUCAUCAUCAAGUGCCUCAGUCAUGACCCUGCCAAAAGGCCUACCGCUAGAGAAUUACUAUUUCACCCGCUGCUGUUCGAGGUGCACCCGCUGAAGCUGCUCGCCGCCCACUGUCUGGUGAAUACGUCAUCAAACUACGACGAGAUGCUGCAGAAGCUGAACAAACCGGACAUCGUGUAUGCCGAGGUACGGCAAGUCGAGUUCCACCUGGGCGCCGUGACCGGUGCGAAAAAUCUGGAAAAGUUUGUAGAAGAUGUAAAAUACGGCAUUUAUCCACUGACUGCCUUUUCGGCACAAAAACCACCCGCUUCCCGACCACGAGCAAUAUCGCCCGAGACUGCAGAAUCGGUCAAAUCCGCCACGCCCGAGCCGAUCGACGUCGAAACUAGGAGAGUUGUGAAUAUGAUAUGUAGUGUUAAGCCGCGAGAGGAAAACUGUGAACUAUUUAUGACAAUACUAUUAAGGAUGGAUGAUAAGAUGAACCGACAGUUAACAUGUCCCAUUUCACCGGACGAUUCUGCCGUCGCGCUUUCGCAUGAGCUAGUACAUUUAGGGUUUAUUCAUGAGACGGAUCGUGAAAAACUAGCAACGAUGAUAGAGGACACGUUACGAAACAAACAACAGCAGCUGCUGGGGGCGGCCGCCAAGCUCCAAUCGGCAGCGGCUCAGGCCGCGGAACGGCUCGGGUCCACCGAUGGCGGAAGUGGUUCUGCUUCCUCGGUCGGAUCGUCCGAUGUUGGCUCUAUCAUCGGUCCGGCGACUUCCACCAACACUUCCUCCGGUAGCAAUCAUCUUCUUCACCAUCAUGUUCCUGCUGUAAAUUCGGCCAGUCUGGAUCGUGGAUGGCGAGUGGCGGAUGUGGACUCCCCGCUUUUGUUGACAACGAUGCCAGUCAUCAUGGAAACAUCUGGCGUUAGCGUUAACAGUCUAGAUGCGGAAUUGUUCGUCAAUUUGGACGAUGCCGAAGAAGCCCAAGAACAGCAAGAGGAGCAAGAGGGCGAUGACGACGGAGACCGGGAGCUGCAGGCCCUCGAAGCGGCCAGUAAGGGUGAACUGGAUGAAGAACCGAUACACACGCCGCUUGGAGAUUUCAGCAGCUCAUCAACCAUCCGGCAGGCAGCUCAAAGGCCGUGGAACCGCUUUACCCGAAAUGCUACUCUGCCGGAUGGGGAGGCAACAGAAAACGAGCAUGAUACCGGGUAUCAUCAAUCAGAAUCGUACGAGGCAACUGAGUGAAUGUGAGCUUUCUUCCAAAGAAUAAUUCUAAAGGCUUGAGAUGUAGGGGUACGGAGAGAGCUAUAUAAACCAGUGUUUUUAAGCGAAAUAAAAAGUCCCAACUCAUUGAUAUUCGAUGAAACAUAAACAGCUGAACCGUCGACAAAUUGCUUCUGCAUUUUCUGCAUUCAAGAGUUGUAAUGCACUCUGUACUACGACUCCAAACACAUAAAUUUGCACAACAACAUGCACCUAGAACGCAAAUAUUAAUGAAUAUCUAAAGAAAUUUAAUUUCAAUUUAGAAAAACAUCUCAGAAUAACGAAAAACAUGAAUUUCUUUGGUUUGCUUUAUGAAAUUGAGCUCCCAAAUACACACAAAUAAACUAGAUAAAGCUGGUUAGUUUGAAGUUUCAAAUGUAGGCGGUUUUUUUUCUCAUCUACAAAUUUUAACAUACCUUCGGCUGAGUUACCAUGCAACCACCUUAUUGUUUAAUGUGCUGUUAUUUUCUUGAAAAUAGGAAAAGAUAUGUACAUAGAUGAACAAACAACAUUCGUUUAAACUCAACAGAAUUUUCAAUCUUCAUCUUUUUUAAUAUGAUUUUUGAAAAGAAGGAAUUAGGUCAAAUGAUAUUUGAAAAAAAAAACUAACCAGUAUCUCGGAUAUCUUUGUAUUUGAACCUUGUCGUUUUAAUUUUGGCUUUAAUUAGAUAGUUGAUUAUGUCAGCAUACAUUCAGGAUCAAAAUGCGAAUCUAUGUGUUAAUGGAACUGUAAGCAUAAACAGCGAAUUGCCAUAAAAUUGUACUAACGAAAUAACAACAAACUAGGGAAGAAAACAAGAUUUUACCGUAAAAAUAGCAAACAGUCAAAUUAUCGUAUCUGACAAAUCAGCUAGCAACAAGCGAAUUGAAACAUAAAACACAUUUUACAUAAAAAAAAACAAGAAAUCAUCGACGGCUAAGUGAUUGAGUUAAACAACUCUUACGAUUGAAAUAUGCAUCGGAAAAUUGCACUUCAUCUUGGUCAGAAGUUUGACCAAAUACAAAUCGAAAGGAUAGAUACCAACAAUCUUAAAAUUGUCUUCGCAAAAUGCAAAACAAAACCAAUAAACUCACCAAGAACGAGAACAAUGGAAUUUGCUCUCCAGAAUAUCAAAAAUUAUAUGAAAGUAGGAGAAGCGCACAGAAUCGUGUAUCUAUCAAAUUUAAGAGCAAACGGCGAGCAUGAUCAUAAAAACGUGGUUAUUCAAAUCACAUUAGGGCAUGAAAACAACCAACUGUUAAAGUACUUGCGCUUGCUAGUCACCAGCAGCAGCUACAGUUGAAAUAAUAAUCAAAGCACAGAACAGCGGCCGACUCAAUAUAGCGGUCCAGAUUUGGGAGAAAACCUUCCCGGACGGAGAGACUGGUUGUUAUUUGUCGUUGCACACGCCGGCCGUCGCUGUUUCGAGCGAGAAACACGAUAGCGUUGAAAGGUGAUCGAGAAUAUAAUAAGAAAUAGGGCAAAGCUAGAAUCUGUUGUGCGUAAAGACGCGCGAUGGGUAAUGAUGCUACGGACUGAAAUUUAAGAAAAAAAAACCGGAAAUAAAUGUGUAUACAGGAAAGGAUGGACAUAUGGGAAUGAAUGCAAUGCGAAAGCGAUCAAGAGCGAGACUAAUAAUAAAGUAUGCAAUGAAUCGGGAUAGAUAAUCCGAAAUCGGCACCACG
Molecule: messenger RNA, 5396 nt
Organism: Uranotaenia lowii
Lineage: Eukaryota; Metazoa; Arthropoda; Insecta; Diptera; Culicidae
Gene: Madm
Product: nuclear receptor-binding protein
Exons: 12
Coding region: 1647-3713 (688 amino acids)
Biological process (GO): endoplasmic reticulum to Golgi vesicle-mediated transport; intracellular signal transduction; protein phosphorylation
Cellular component (GO): cytoplasm; endomembrane system
Molecular function (GO): ATP binding; protein serine/threonine kinase activity
Source: RefSeq, a predicted model, not a curated record